This is a messenger RNA of Saccostrea cuccullata (small rock oyster), 3552 nucleotides long. RefSeq lists its product as uncharacterized. Lineage: Eukaryota; Metazoa; Mollusca; Bivalvia; Ostreida; Ostreidae. The transcript has 9 exons. Gene Ontology annotation, cellular component: nucleus. The record is from RefSeq and is a predicted model, not a curated record. The coding region runs from base 67 to 1251 and encodes 394 amino acids.
UCGACGAAGUUUUUAAUGUGAAGUAGCCUCGGAACGAGUUAGCUAUUUCCGAACACCCCGAAGAAGAUGGCGUCUGACACAUCCUUUUGGAUUAAGUUUUUCACGGAGUGCGGUAUACCAGCUGGGGAGGCCACUAACUAUGCCAUCAUCUUCACUGACAACAGGAUUCAGAAAGACAUGUUGAUAGACCUCACUAAGGAGUACCUCAAAGAUAUGGGAAUCACGGUACUGGGCGACGUCAUUGGCAUCCUAAAACAUGCAAAGGAAGUCCAUUCGCAGAAUGCACGUGACAAGGUACUAAAGGGAACUGGAGUAGGGAGAACUUCUUCACCCAUUCCUAAACGCUCAACAGCUGCAAGUAGAACAGUGAACCACUAUCUUGGUAAAGACCCAGAUGCUGCUCCAAUGAGUCAACCAAUAGUACCAAAGCUGUCCAAGGAGCUGUCCGCCAGACUAGGUGAAGUACCCGAAUCAGAAUCUCCCAAACCCAGCAAUAAUGUUGUAAAAUUAAAUAAACGUCUAGAAGAAGAAGUUCCCGUCCCCAAGUCUCGACGUGUUUUACCUGAACACGAGGGCAGGUAUAAAAUUACCAUGCCAGCUGGAACUACAGCAAAAACUCAGAAAAUUUUACAACAGGGUAUCCCCACAGGAAGAAGAAAUCCUAAUGUUUUUGACAGACUUGGAGAAGAAUCUCCCAAAUCUGCUGGUGCUGCUAAAUCAUCCACAGUGAUCAUAUCCUCUGUAUUCAAUCGACUUGGUGGAAAGUCAGCAGUGAAACGUCCGGCAACAUCAACAUCAGCCGAGUUAGACUCGGAUCCUGAUGAACCUCCCCUGGAGUACGCGGGGAUCCUCAAGGCCACUCCAUCACCGACCAAAAAGACCAAGGUCACUAUCACAAACAAUAAGAAGUACGCUUCACUGGGCAAGAUUACUAUCUCCAAUAAGACUGUGACAAAUGCAGCUGGAAAAACUGUACAAAAGACGGUCACAACCAAAAAACUGCUACUGACUAAAAAGCCAGUGACCCCCAGUCCACUCUCCUCCUCAGCAGCUAUGGAUAAGGCGGGGGGAGGUACAAGUGUCAGACACAGACUCGGGAAGAAGGUGGGUCUCCCAGUGGUGUCCAGUACCACCGACAUCGAGGACACCCCAAAACUUAAGACAGCAGGGGUAACAAUAAGACUGGGUGCCCAGAAAUCUGAUGUCAGUUCUAGUAGUGGUGUGUUCAGCAGGCUGGGAAAGGCUGUCUAACUCCAAGAGAUUCUACACAGGGAUUGUACUAGGUAUACACAACAGACAGCAGUUUAACAGACUACAGCAUGGAGAACUAUAAUUGAAUACCAUGGAGUAUUCAAGCAUCCCAAAUAUACAUGUACCGGUACGUGUAAUCGUGUAUAUUUAAAUAGAGUUCUUAUCAUGGGCAUUAUCCUUAGAAAGGCAGUGCUAUAUAACCUUUGGUGUAAGUGAGCAGUAGGAUGACAUGGAGGGAAAGGCUGUGUUAUUUUACUAAUAUGUUCAUCUUGACAUGGGAUUUAGGAUAUCCCCAUAAACAUUUUAUGUUGCAUUAUGUUUUGAACAUUGUACAUUACUGUAUAUUUUGUACUUUUCUUUUAAGAAAGUCAUUAUGUGACUUUUUAUUAUGUCAGUCAGCUUCAGUCAAACUGGGAGAAUAAUUUAACUUGACAAAACACAGCCAUAUUAGAUAAAAAAAAUAUUUAGCAAGUCAUUUAUAAUCUCCCUAUUCUCCACACCUUAUCAGUAUUUUACAGUGUCUAUCUGAAAUCUACUGUUUAGAGCUAAUCAAGUUCCUUUCUAUAAAGUUAAAAACUAACAAGAUGAAAGUUAUUGUGAAUAUAAAGGACUUACAUGCAAUUAUGAAAUUGUAAAAAAAAAAAAAAGAAAAAAAAAGAAAGAAAAUUGUUUCACACUUACAUCAUUGCAAAUUUUGAAUUGCUGCAAAUGUCAAUACAAAUUAUAUCGUAGAUGUUGCAGUGUGACUAAUGAUUGUAUAUAUACAUGUAAUUAUAAUUAUUACAGGUACAUAUUCUUACUGUUAAAUGUAUUUAUAGAGCAGUUGUGUUGUGUUGAAAAAUUUGUUCAUUGAUUUACCAGGAUGAAGUCCAUUUAGACUUGUAAGUAGCUGAAGGGUUGUCAUUAGGCGAAUAAUGUAAUUGUUAUCAGUGUGAACAGGUUUUUUUUGAGAUUCCCCUUUCAUCGUAUAUGAUUCAAAGAGAUUGACUGGUCAACAUAUAAAGUUAUCUCUGAAUAUAUAAUAUCAAAUUCCAGUUGAUAAUGUUAACCCAGACUUUGUAAUUGUCUAUGGAACAGAGUCAAGGAUUUUUUUUUAAAUGGAGAAUGUAUAAAUUCAAAGAAUGCUAGUUGUGUACCUGUAUUUGAUUUUUACAAGAAAACAGACAGUUUUAACUUUAAUUUCCUGUAAAGGUUUUCUUUCGUAGUAUAACUUUAUGUAUGUAAUACAUUGCAAAUUCUUUACAAAAAUUUUCAGCGGCAGACCAAAAAAAAUUUCAUCUAGUAUGGUAAUGAAUCUUCUAGUUUUUCCAUUUACUUAUAAAAGACUUUUAUCACAUACACAUGAACUACCAUGUCAGACAUUUUUCACAUAAAAACUGGAGGAACAAGAGGUACAUAUACAUGUCAUUGAUUAUUAGAGAUGAAUGGAGGGUUAAAUUACCUAGCAGUAGAUCAGUAUUCUGUAGCUCACUGGUCAGAAAAUCAGCGGUUUUCUUUCUCAAUAUUGUCAGACCAGUCAGAUACAGGUCUCAUGAUAAGAUUCUGGAGCCACCUCAUUGUUCAAGUUGUCUUUCCUUUAAAUCCUUUCAUUAGUACAUGUACUUUACAACUGUAAACUUAAAUGUGAUAAAUACUUUUAAGGUUGUCCAUCCUUCUGCCAGGAACUGUAACUACGUGCAUUGACAGUAUUUAUUUGAAAAAAAGUUCUUAAAUCAUGAUAAAAAUUUAUUUUUGUGUGUGUGCUGUGCAACAGUUUGCAGUCAUAGUAAAGAUCUUGUAAUUAUACUCUAUAUAAAAUACAACAAACUGACACCUUUUUAAAGAAAAUUUAUUUGGCAUGAAAUAAAAUUGGAAGUGAUGGGAUGGCAACCUUUAUUCAACUACAUUUUCAAUGUCUGAUAUAUGGAAAAAUUAAAUGAAGAUGAUAUUAAAUCUUUAUAAUUGCAAUAUUAGUCAUUGGCAUAUUAUAUAGGUAUUUGAAUAGUUUCACUUGAAAUUCAUUUAAUAUUUACUGUAACUUACAUUUUAUACAUGAAAACUUGAUUUUUGCAAAAUUUCAAAAAAGAUUAUAUUAACACGAACAUUAAGUGCUAGUGGAUAUCCAACAAAUAGAAGUAUGAAUUCCAUUGCAAUGAAUAGUGAAAAUUAUGAGUCAUGAAUAAAAACAAUGUUUUUUGUCUCACAAAGUAUUUCAUGGUUGUAAAGUAUGUGAUUUAUGGUAUAUGAAUAGAAUAUGUUAUUAAGUAAUUCAGAAAAUGAAAUGUUUUGUGAUCUUAAAAAUAAACUGAAAACUGAGUUAAA